Messenger RNA from Microsporum canis CBS 113480, 594 nucleotides. Its product is annotated as rho GDP-dissociation inhibitor. The record is from RefSeq and is a predicted model, not a curated record. The transcript has 4 exons. Bases 1 to 594 code for a protein of 197 amino acids. Gene Ontology annotation, biological process: Rho protein signal transduction. Gene Ontology annotation, molecular function: protein binding; Rho GDP-dissociation inhibitor activity. NCBI's taxonomy places the organism in Eukaryota, Fungi, Ascomycota, Eurotiomycetes, Onygenales, Arthrodermataceae. Gene Ontology annotation, cellular component: cytoplasm; membrane; cytosol.
AUGGUAGACCACGAAGAUGAGUUGGCCGCCACCAGGACCGACGGCUUCAAAGUCGGUGAGAAGAAAACCGUUGAAGAAUACCAACAGCUCGACCAAAACGACGAAUCCCUCAACCGGUGGAAGGCCUCGCUAGGCCUGGGAGGCGGCACACCCAUAUCCAACCCCAACGAUCCUCGCACUUGUAUCAUCAAGUCCCUUGCUCUCGAGGUGGCUGGACGAGAAGACAUCACCAUUGACUUAUCCGAACCCGGUGCCGUCGACAGUCUCAAGAAUAAACCAUUCACCAUCAAGGAAGGAUGCCGAUUCCGCAUCAAGGCCACGUUCCAGGUCCAGCACGACGUUCUCAGCGGCUUGAAAUACGUCCAGGUCGUUAAAAGAAAGGGCAUAAGAGUGAGCAAGGAUCAGGAGAUGUUGGGAAGCUAUGCUCCAAACACAACGGAUAAGCCAGUGUAUGAGAAGAAAUUCAACGAGGAGGAAGCACCUUCUGGCAUGCUUUCACGAGGGCGUUAUAACGCCGUCUCCAGGUUUGUCGAUGAUGACGAUACCGACCAUCUGAAGUUCGAGUGGACGUUUGACAUCGCCAAAGACUGGUAG